AUGGACCCAUACGCUCACCCUUCCCCUCAGCCACCGCGCCGCAUGCGCCCCCGCUGCCCGCAGUGCGGCUCGCGCCGCUUCCGCCGCGACGCCGUGUCCGGCCUCGUCGUCUGUCAGGACGGCCACGUGCUUCAGGGCUUCCGUGACGAGCUCGCAGACGACGAGGACGGCGCUGCAGAGCGCGCCUCGACGCGCAUUCGCUACCGCAGAAAGGGUAGGAGCAACAGGAGCGCCGAAAAGCGCCGCGCUGCCGCGCUGCAGCAGCCGAAACAGAUCUACGGCCUGCACGCUGCCUUCCGCGGCUAUCAGUGUCUGCAGCUGAUGCUCCGUCUGCAGCUCGACGCGCUCCGCACUCUCUUUCCGCGCCUCCCGCAUGCCCAGCUCGAGGCGGCCGCACGCGAGUACUGGACUCUCUUCCUGUACAUCAUCGAGAACGACGACGCGCCGGAGCCCGCGCGGUACCGCCUCAGCGCCAUGCCCGUCGCGGACCCGGUCUCCCCGCCGCUGUCGCCGCACCCGCAUCACGUGGACGACGGGUACGGCGAUGACGAUGGGCACUCCGCAUACUCUUUCGCGUCGUCCACGCGCUAUACCUCACAUGGAGCGGAGACAGACCGCAGCAGCCAGCACAGCCCGAGCUCCAGUCGAAGGAGUCACGGCCGCAGCCGCUCGCGCAGCCGGUCCCGCAGCGCAAUCGAGGCGACCCUUGCGGCGCUCCACGCUCGCCAGAAGCAGCGGCUAGAAAGCCAGAACCAACGGCAGCAGCAGUCGAGCAUCGCUCCCGACACAGACGACGAUGUCGACUUGCACCCUGACUCGGAUUUGGAGUCGCAGGCACGCUCGGAUGUGUCCGCGCGUCGACGCAAACCAGCACACCUUCAGGGGCGCGCACGCGCACCCCGGCGAGUAUCCGUUUUCACCGGCUUCCGACGCCCUCCUGCCAAAUCGGACGCAGCCUCCAACUCGGAAGAAACGGACAGCAGCGUCGACCAAGGGGCCACAACGGACGGUGCCUCCUCCAAGCACGGCGGCUACUCGAGCCGUGGCUUCGCUUCUUCUUCCUCGUAUUCCAUCGAGGCUGAAACAACGAAUUCUGAGCGCAGCCGCCGCCGCAGCAGCAACAAAAAACGCAGCAGCGGCCGGGCGCGCGGCGGGCAUCCACUGGGCGAGUACGCGAGCAUCGCCAAGCGCUCGGCCCUGCUCGACAACACGCUCUGCAUCCUGUACCUCUCGCUCUGGACGCUGCGCAUCCCGCUGCAUCUGGGCGACCUGCGGCGCCUGCUGCUGGCUCGCCGCCUCCCGUACCUCGACGCGCAGCAGCACCUCCCGCGUGCGUUGGUACACCAACUCAACGCGUCCGCCGUGCGCCACUUCGGCCUCGACGCGGCGCGCGUGCCUCCCUCUGAGGCGCUGUACGCCGCCGUGCGCGGCUUCGCGCGCCAAAUCGCUGCCGUCACCAACAUCCGCCUCCCGCCGCUGAAUGUCGCGCCGGUACUGUGGAGCUGCACGCGCCGCAUGCUCUUGCCGCCUUCCGUCUACGUUGCGGCAAAGGCGCUGCUCAUCUUUUGCGAUUUUCUCCCUCAUCUUUCUGUCGAGUUCGCGCGUGCUGCAGCGCUCCUCGACAGAUCCAACGCGGCAGCGGAAGCGAAGGAAAAUGUGGGCAGCAACGGCGAGAACAACAUGGAUGCCGCGGGCAGCGCUGCGGAGACACGUUGGAAUGCACCGCUCGUCAAGAGUACGCUGAGCAAAAAGACGUGGGCGAUGCCCAGAGAAGUUCUGCUCGUCGCUGCGAUUGUCGUCGUGCUCAAGAUGCGCUACGGGCUUGAUGGCCGCAAACGCUAUGAACACCAGGACGGACCCUCUGCAGGAAUGCCGAAGCUCAAUGUGUGGCUGCGAGCAAUGCAAGAAGUGACAGCUGCGAUGGAGGCGGACCCAAGCGCGGCAUAUAACCCAUCUUGCGAUGUCCUCGAUAUGAGCGAAGAGCAGUUGGACGCGUUUUUAGACCACGCGGAAGACACUCUAGUACUCAAGAACGAAGCUGUCAUGCACCGAGCACGCAACGCAAAUGAGACGCAAAGCUUCCUCAAGUUUACAUCUCCAGCCAGCUCGCGCACGAGCGACCCGAGCUCAACAGCAGCGCGAGAGCUGCAAGCGCGGGAAGAGCAUUUGCAACGAGCGAUGGCCAGCCUGUACGAUUCACCGCACUCCGUGCCAGCGUCCGCGUCUUUGUCGUCGUCUCUUGGGGCAGACGGGCGGCUCAAGUGCGGUCAGGCAUACCGUGCGUACGUCAUGCCUGUCCCGCACGAGGACGAUGGGCAGCUCCCAGAGGAGCUGCAGCUCGUGCUGGAGAUUGGCGCCGACGUCGCUGGCUGUGAGGUCGAGACGCUCAAUCGAGCUCUGGUCGCCAUCGAGUCAGCGCUUCGGAGCAAAGUGUGCAAGAAGCCUGCGUCGAUUACGCGUGGCAAUGCUUUCCCCGCUUAA
Molecule: messenger RNA, 2481 nt
Organism: Tilletiaria anomala UBC 951
Lineage: Eukaryota; Fungi; Basidiomycota; Exobasidiomycetes; Georgefischeriales; Tilletiariaceae
Exons: 6
Coding region: 1-2481 (826 amino acids)
Biological process (GO): RNA polymerase I preinitiation complex assembly; nucleolar large rRNA transcription by RNA polymerase I
Cellular component (GO): RNA polymerase transcription factor SL1 complex; RNA polymerase I core factor complex
Molecular function (GO): RNA polymerase I core promoter sequence-specific DNA binding
Source: RefSeq, a predicted model, not a curated record